Neolamprologus brichardi is the source of this 5534-nucleotide messenger RNA. Lineage: Eukaryota; Metazoa; Chordata; Actinopteri; Cichliformes; Cichlidae. The record is from RefSeq and is a predicted model, not a curated record.
GCGGAGUUGGUGAACGGCGUGAAUCAGAGUGGCUGUGGGGACUGCUGCGCUCGCCACACAGCUGUCAGGAGGAGAGCCGCGGAACCUGCAAACUUAUGAACUGAGAAGGUGUAUCGUGUCCUUCGGUCUGCUGGUAUCAGGAUGUGGUUCACAGUCAGACUGAGUCUCUGCCUGCUGGGCUUCUUUCUCAUCUCUGUGUUCCCUCACGCAGCACAAGGCCAAGUUUCAUCACCAAGAAGGCUUCGCACCAAAGUCCUGAGCCCCACCAAGCUGCACGUGUCUUGGAAAGAACCCAAAGGACAGUUUGAAAGCUACAAAGUCGUUUACACCACACGACCAGAAACGUACAACUUUAAGAUCAUUGCAGUCCAUGAGGGGCAGGAGAGCAAACCUCUUCAGGGCAAACAUGAAGCUCAGCAAUCAGCUGUUGAAAUGGCUCCAUCCCAAGGGAGAAAAAAUGGCAGCGUCACACAGGAGAACAAUGAGAUCUCAGAAGCUGAAGCGGGAUUUAUGUGUAAGACUCCAGCCAUAGCCGACAUCGUGAUCCUGGUGGACGGUUCCUGGAGUAUCGGGCGGAUCAACUUCAGGCUGGUCAGGACCUUCCUGGAGAACCUGGUCAAGGCGUUUUCUGUGGAGAUUGACAAGACUAGGAUUGGUCUGGCUCAGUACAGCGGAGACCCCAGGAUCGAGUGGCAUCUGAACGCUCACACCACUAAAGAGUCUGUAAUCGAUGCUGUGAAGAAUCUGCCAUAUAAAGGAGGAAACACACUGACAGGUGUGAAAAAUGCUGAUGAGAAUGAGCUGAAGGCGAUUGCCUCACCUCCAGAGCAAACUCACGUCUACAACGUGGCAGACUUCAGCGUGAUGAGCGACAUCGUGGAAGGCCUCACCAAGACCGUUUGUGACCGCGUGGAGCAGCUCGACAAGAAGAUCAAAGGGGGGGCGGAGCCUGCCCCGCCAGCCGCCGCCGUGGCUGCACCUCGUGACCUCGUGACCUCGGCGAUAACUGCUCGUAGUUUCCGGGUGACAUGGACACACGCGUCGGGUCAGGUGGAGAAAUACCGAGUGGUGUACUACCCUGCCAGUGGGGGGCAGCCAGAGGAAAAGGUGGUCCAGGGGACACAGAACAGCGUGGAGCUGAGCUAUCUGAACUCUCUGACAGAGUACCAGGUGGCUGUUUUUGCCGUCUAUCGCAGCGCCGCAAGUGAAGCCCUGAGAGGAAGUGCUACUACAUUGGCCCUGCCCACGGUGAACAACCUGCAGUUGUUUGAUAUCACUCACAGCACGAUGCGGGUCCGCUGGAAGGCCGUCGCCGGGGCUUCUGGGUACAUGAUUCUGUACGCCCCGCUGACCGAAGAGGACGCUUCAGACGAGAAGGAGGUGAGGAGUGUGCUCGUGUGCAAUGAGAUACCGCUGAUCCCAGCGAGGAACCUUCGUUUCUCUGAGGUGGAUCACAGCUCUGCCCGGAUCACAUGGGACUCCGCCUCCAGGAAGGUUAAAGGGUACCGCAUCAUGUACGUCAAAACCAAUGGAGUCCAGACCAAUGAGGUGGAUGUUGGCCGUGUGACAGCCUGGCUGCUGAAAAACCUGACAUCACUGACAGAGUACACUGUUGGUGUGUUUGCCGUCUAUGACGAAGGACAAGCCGAGGUUGUGACAGACAGCUUCACCACAAAAACCGUCCCAGACCCAGUGGACCUGAGGAGCAGUGACAUCUCCACGAACAGCUUCAGGGUGUCCUGGGCUCACCCGGCGUCUGAUGUGGUGUUUCAUCAGGAAACUCUUAGAGUGAAACAUUUUUGAGCAUCUUUUUCUGUCACCUGUCUGUUUCAGGUUUUGGUGAACGGGAAUAUCAACACGUACCUGAUAAAGGGACUCAGCCCCUCGACAGAGUACGAAGUCCUCCUGGCCGCCGUUUACGGGAACGAGCUGGAGAGUGAUGAGGUGAUCCUCGUGGAGUCCACCGCUGAAAAAACAACCACCAUCGCCACGACAACCACCACCGUAGCAGCUCCUCGGUACGGGGUGAGAGGCAUGAAGAUCGAUGAAGAAACGACGUUCAGCAUGCGGGUGUCCUGGCAGCCCGUCGACCCCAGAAAUGUUCGACAUUAUCGACUGAGCUACAUCAGCGCGAGGGGAGACCGAGCAGCAGAGACGAGAACAGUGCCCACUGGUCAGAACAGCCUGGUUCUGCAGCCUCUGCUGUCAGACACAGAGUACAAAGUCUCCAUCACUCCUGUUUACCCCGAGGGAGACGGACCGGCAGCCGCCGCGACGGGACGGACGUUUCCUCUCUUAGCUCCCAGGAACCUGCGUGUCUCAGAGGAAUGGUACAAUCGCUUCAAGAUCAGCUGGGAUGUUCCACCGUCGCCCACAAUGGGGUACAGGGUCAUCUACCAGCCUCUAACUGCCCCCGGACAAGCUCUGGAAACCUUUGUGGGGGAGGAUGUGAACACCAUGCUGAUCGUUAACCUGCUGAGUGGUACGGAGUACAGCGUCAAGGUCAUCGCCUCCUACUCGACUGGAUCCAGCGAAGCCCUGACAGGAAGGGCCAAGACCUUGUACCUGGGCGUGACCAACCUGAGUACCUAUCAGGUGAGGAUGAACGGGCUGUGUGCCCAGUGGCAGCCUCACCGACAUGCCAGCGCCUACAGAGUGGCCCUGGAGUCGCUGGUUGGCAGUCAGAAGCAGGAGACGAGACUGAGCGGAGGAGCGAGCAGGCACUGUUUCAACAACCUGAAGCCCAACACGCAGUAUAAGAUCAGCAUCUACGCUCAGCUGCAGGACGGGACCGAGGGGCCUGCAGUCACCACCGCUGAGAAGACGCUGCCCGUCCCGACCCCACCACCCACCAAGCCCCCGACCACCACGCCUACACCCACAAUCCCUGCUGCCAAGGAAGUCUGUAAAGCUGCCAAAGCAGACUUGGUCUUCCUGGUUGACGGUUCCUGGAGUAUUGGAGAUGAAAACUUCCUGAAGAUCAUCCGUUUCCUGUAUAGCACCAGUGGAGCUCUGGACCGGAUCGGCCCGGAAGGCACACAGGUGGCUAUUGCCCAGUUCAGUGACGAUGCCCGGACAGAGUUUAAGCUGAACUCCUACAGUGACAAGGAGGGUCUGCUGGACGCCAUCAACAAGAUCUCCUACAAAGGAGGAAACACUAAGACAGGUCGAGCCAUCCAGCACGUGAAGAAAAACAUCUUCACAGAAGAGGCGGGAGCGAGGAGAGGAAUCCCCAAAGUGCUCGUGGUGCUCACUGACGGUCGGUCUCAGGACGACGUCAACAAAGUCUCCAAAGAGAUGCAGAUGGAAGGUUACAUCGUGUUUGCCAUUGGCUUCGCUGAUGCUGACUACGGGGAGCUGGUGAGCAUCGCCAGUAAACCCAGUGACAGGCACGUCUUCUUUGUGGAUGACCUGGACGCCUUCAAGAAGAUUGAAGAGAAGCUGGUGACCUUUGUGUGUGAAGCUGCAACUGCCACGUGUCCGGCUGUACCGAUGAGUGGCAGCACGAUGCCAGCCUCACUGGGUGAAGGUGGAAAGAAAACGGCUGAAAGAGGACAGACCUGUGCUGCACUGUGUGUGAGCAGCGUACUGACUAACAUGAAGAACAGCUCGGUCAUGUUACAGCUUCACAGGAAGGGGGCGCUGUUCUCCUACUUUCUGCAGGCUGAGACGUCUGCACAGCUUCUAAAUGCUGCUGAUCUUCACCUCGCCAUCAGUAAGACGAGCGCCAAAGUGUUCGUUGACUGCAAGAUGGUGUCUGAGAAGACCGUCAACGCAGCAGGAAACAUCAGCACUGAUGGGCUGGAGGUUCUUGGUAGGAUGGUCCGCUCCCGAGGGAACAAGGACAACUCUGCACCGGGAGGCCCAGGAAUCAGAGGAGCCAGAGGAGAACGUGGAGAGCCAGGCCCUGUGGGACCAACUGGUCCUGUUGGAGAUACGGGUCUUCCAGGACCUCAGGGACCCCCAGGACGGCAGGGACCCAGUGGACGCUCCAUUAUUGGACCCCCGGGCAGUGCUGGAGAGAGAGGUCAGAAAGGUGAUGUGGGACAACAAGGAACUCAGGGGGUUCCUGGAAGACCCGGAGGUCCAGGGAGGGAAGGACCUCCAGGACCCAGAGGACUGCCAGGCAAAGAUGGCCCCCCAGGCACAACGGGCCCCCCAGGAACCAUCGGAACUCCGGGAGCUCCAGGAUCCCCAGGAAGUACAGGCUCUCCAGGAAAGCAGGGAGAGCUGGGCCCACCGGGACCUCCUGGAACUAAGGGAGAGAAAGGUGAACGGGGAGAUCUUCAGUCGACAGCAUCAGUUCAGGCCAUUGCCAGACAGGUCUGUGAGCAGCUGAUCCAAAGCCACAUGGCGCGCUACAACAGCAUCCUGAACCACGUGCCGAGUCCUCCGGUGUCAAUCCGCACAGUUCCCGGACCACCGGGAGAGCCUGGUCGAGAAGGAUCCCCAGGACCACAGGGAGAACAGGGACCCCCAGGCAGACCAGGACAACCAGGAGAGAAGGGUGAUAAGGGAUCUCCAGGUGUGGGUGUACAAGGACCCAGAGGACCUCCAGGACCACCUGGUCCCCAGGGACAGGGCAGACCAGGUAGCUCGGGACCCUCAGGACGACCUGGAAAUCCCGGAGUACCCGGUCGGCCCGGAGCCCCCGGACCCAUCGGCACCCAGGGGCCUCCGGGUUACUGUGAUCAGAACUCCUGUGUGGGCUACAAUGUUGGAGAAGGCGAGGAUGUCACUGACGGCGGCGCUGUCCCCGCAGUCCAACUACCACCCAGCGUCUUCCAGAACUACGGCGAGGUCGAGGAAGACGAUCCGUACCGCUACUACCAGCCCAACUACCCGGCCCCUCGACCAGUGGCGCCUGAUGAUCCCGCACUGGCCCUGGGUGACGUUGAGCUGAGGUCUCCUGGCGUCUACCGCACCUCUCGGAGUGUGAAGGAGGAGGAAGAGAAAGUCGGGACGAAGAGGCGACUAAAGAGAAGCGCUGCGUGGACUAACUGAGAGGAGUUGAUUCUGAUUGGGCGGCUCGGAGCUGCUAUGGACUAAUCAACAAGUGCCUGAUGUAAAGGAUUUCUUAUGGACAUUGUAGAGGGACGGGAAGGGAUACCAGUCGGGACUAUUGUAACAUCUAUGCUACAUUAAGAAAACUUUCAAAACAAUUUACAUUUUGUUUGUUUUUCAUUUGUCAACAAUAUUGUUUGGAAAUCGUCGGAUCUUAAAGAGGGUUCAUGUUUCACAGGUGAACUGUUCUCACAGACUGUAUAACAAAGGUUCAUGUAGCCACCGAUGACGUUCCCCGCUGGUUUCUAACGUUUCGUUUUGAACGUUUGGUUUCCUGAUGCUGUUUAAAGAAGCAAGGGAUCAAUGUGAGAAACCAGUGGAAAUGGUCAAGGGGUCGUGACCUCUCACUUCAUAGACACAUUAAAGUACAGUAACGUGUCAAAACUGGGCAAAAAUACAGCCGUCCAUUAUUUUUAACUGCUUCAAUAAGGAUCAUGGGGAGGAACAGAGUCUCUCCUAGUUAACACACA